Messenger RNA from Hevea brasiliensis (rubber tree), 1200 nucleotides. RefSeq names its product NADPH-dependent pterin aldehyde reductase. Bases 93 to 851 code for a protein of 252 amino acids. Lineage: Eukaryota; Viridiplantae; Streptophyta; Magnoliopsida; Malpighiales; Euphorbiaceae. Gene Ontology annotation, molecular function: oxidoreductase activity, acting on the CH-OH group of donors, NAD or NADP as acceptor. The transcript has 5 exons. The record is from RefSeq and is a predicted model, not a curated record. Gene Ontology annotation, biological process: folic acid-containing compound metabolic process. Gene Ontology annotation, cellular component: cytosol.
AUAACCUGACGAGAGGACAAAACCUCCCGCGCCCGAGGGAGCGGCAUAAGCCCUAGCCAUUCAAAACAUCCCUUCACCUCCCGUGGCGGAUUAUGACGAUUACUACGGCGUCGUUUGGUGUGAUUAACAGAGCUGCACCUGGAGCUGGAGGAGUGAGCUCCGGCGGCAGGACAGUAUUGAUUACGGGGGUAAGCAAAGGGCUUGGCAGAGCCCUGGCUCUAGAACUUGCCAAGAGAGGCCAUACCGUUAUCGGCUGCUCUCGUGCUCUGGAUAAACUCAAUUCUCUCCAAUCCGAGCUUUCCUCCGACCAUAACAACGACCACCUCCUCCUCAACGCCGACGUGAGAUCUAAUAGUAGCGUGGAAGAGCUGGCCAGAGCAGUAAUGGAAAAGAAAGGCGUUCCAGAUAUCAUAGUGAACAAUGCUGGUACCAUUAACAGAAACAACAAGAUAUGGGAGGUUCCAGUGGAAGAGUUUGACGCUGUAAUUGAUACCAAUGUGAAAGGAAUAGCAAAUGUUCUGCGUCAUUUCAUCCCUCUAAUGUUACCCAAAAAGCAAGGAAUUAUUGUUAACUUCUCUUCUGGGUGGGGAAGAUCCGGUGCUGCCCUGGUUGCUCCUUAUUGUGCAUCUAAAUGGGCAAUUGAGGGUUUGACCAGAUCAGUUGCAAAGGAGUUGCCUGAUGGGAUGGCAGCUAUUGCACUUAAUCCGGGGGUGAUACACACUGAAAUGCUCCGGUCAUGUUUUGGCACUUCGGCUUCACACUACCAGGCACCUGAUACAUGGGCCUCAAAGGCAGCUACAAUGAUACUCAAUCUAACUGGGGCUGAUAAUGGUGCAUCUCUAACUGUGUGAUGAAGGUUUCCAAGGCUGUAAUGAUGCUCAAACAGAAGCAGAUGGUAGCACAUCUUGUGAGAAGAGUUCUUCAUCAGUUGUCAGGCAUUUAUUCAUUGUGAUGGUAUCACACCUUUCAAAAAAAAAUUCUUCCUCUGUGGCCCUGUCAAUACUAGAAUUGGAUUACAAUGAACUCCAUAGUUUUACUUUAAACAGUUCUUUAGGUAGAUGAGGAACUUACUAUGUUCAUUGUCUAUAUGCACUAUUAAUUGAGGCCAAAGAAUGUAGCAAGUCUUAUUAUUGUGAUGUAUGGACCAAGGGAAUUUCUCCCAGGAGCUUUUGAUCAUGAAAUUACCUAUGAUUUUAAUUG